Sorghum bicolor (sorghum) is the source of this 2021-nucleotide messenger RNA. RefSeq names its product putative zinc finger CCCH domain-containing protein 21. The transcript has 3 exons. The record is from RefSeq and is a predicted model, not a curated record. Gene Ontology annotation, molecular function: metal ion binding; mRNA binding. Bases 251 to 1579 code for a protein of 442 amino acids. Lineage: Eukaryota; Viridiplantae; Streptophyta; Magnoliopsida; Poales; Poaceae.
UCUUUUUAUCGGAAAUGUUGCUUCAUCUAUUAUUAUUAUUUUGCGGAAGAUUCAGUUAUUAACUGUGAACAAACUCUUGUCCUGUUUUGUAGGAGGCUCUGUCUCACUAACCAGGAGAAACAGUUUCCCCAGGCCAACGGCGACAGGGUAACCGCCACGACCUCACCGUCUUCCUCGCGAUUCGGACCCUAGCUUCAUCGCUCCUUUGCUCUUGCUUCGUGGCUUGGGUGUUCGAGCGCGAGCGGAGGUGAUGGAGGGGGACCUGGCGUUCUUCUCGCCACUGAGGCCGUCCCGCCUCUCCUUCGAGGGCCGCGAUGGCCGCGGCUUCGGCUCGCCGACAUGGGCAUCGCAGCUGGGGACGCUGCGCGACUCGUCGCCCUCAUCGUGCGUCUCCGACGGCCGUGGCGGCGGAAACGGCCGCUCGGGCUUCAGCUCGCCGACAUGGGGAUCGCCGCUGGAGACGCUGUUCAACGCGCCCUCAUCGUGCGUCUCCGACAGACAUGUCGGUGGCAACGGCUCCGGGUUCAGCUCGCCGACAUGGGGGUCGACACUGGAGACGCUGUUCAACUCGCCCUCAUCGCGCGUCUCCGACAGCCCUGGCGCUGGCAAUGGCUCCAUGUUCAGCACGCCCAAGCAGGCAUCGCCUCUGGAGACACUGCUCAACUCGCCCUCAUCGUCAUCGUGCGUCACCGACAGCCGUGGCAGUGUCACUGGCUCCGUGUCCGGCACGGCGAAGAUGGCGUUGCCGCUGGAGACACUUCUCAACUCCCCCUCAUCGUCCAUCUCCGACAGCCGUGGCGGUGGCAGCGGCUCCGGUUUCAGCACGACGAAGAAGGCGUCUCCGCUGGAGCCGCUUCUCAACUCGCCCUCAUCGUCCGUCUCAGACAGUCGCGUCUGCGGAAACAGGUCUUCACCCGGGAUCUCGAAGGAGCGGGACAGCGAGCAGGUGAAGAAGGCGGAGUCUCUCCUGCGCGCGAUCACCGAGCGCUACGAGAACUGCUUCUUCCGCCUGCGAGACACUACAGCCGAGCUCGCCGACCUCCGCCUCGAGCGCGUCCGCCUCGGUGCCGAGAACCUGCACCUCUCCCUCCUCCUCGAAGAGCUCGAUGCCGCUGAGCAGAGUAAGCAGGCGUCAGCGGUGGUUCUGACUCCGCCACCGAAGCCAGCGCAGGCUGAAGCUGCAAGCACCCCGAAGAGCAUCUCCAUACGUUCGAAGGGCUUCCUCUCGAAGAAUCAGCCGCAGGGCGUGGCCACACCACAGCGCCUCCGAGUUCGCGCGUCUCAGGCGAUGGAGGACGCAGGGGAGAAGGAGAAGGAGAAGGAUGACGGGGAGGUGGAGGUGGAUGCGUUCCGGCAGGGCGCCAUGAAGACGGAGCUGUGCAACAAGUGGGAGCGCGGCGCGUGCCCCUACGACGGGCGUUGCAGGUUCGCGCACGGCAUGGAGGAGCUGCGCCCGGUGAUCCGCCACCCGCGCUACAAGACCCUCCCGUGCCAGUUGUUCGCCGCCGGCUCUGGCUGCCCCUACGGCCACCGCUGCCACUUCCGCCACUCCAUGGCGCCCACUGCCGAGUCCUGCUAGGCCGUCGGCGACCGUCCGCCUCCUACUGCCGCCGAGUAAACCCAAUGCUUCUUCUCCCCUCCUGUGCUUAUCGCUUCAUCUGUCAUUCAUACUAUCAGUUAGCUAAAUAAAGUACAGCAUGAUGCAUGCAUUAGUUAUUAAGAUCAUGUUAUUAGCUUAAUAAAGUAGUAAUACUGCCAAGGCCAAGUGAUGGGUCAGGGUUGAUGGGCCAAUGGCUUAGUAUGGAAUUGAUGGGCCAAACUGAUGGGUCAGGGUUGAUGGGCCAAUGGCUUAGUAUGGAAUUGAUGGGCCAAACGGGCAGUGAUAUGAUGUGAAUAAGAUGGGCCAACGGCCGUGUAUGAUGUGUAAUUGCCUUGGGAAAAACACUAGUGACAUGUCUGGGAACCCUUAAUAAAGCUUUGUAUGUGGACUGGGCCAUAAUAUUGUGAUUUUUCUCCCGGAA